AUGGCCACAACAACGACGGCCACUGUGCCGCAGAAAAUGCGAGCAGUCCAGAUAGUCGAAUACAACAAACCACAUGAGAUCCGUACGAUCGAUACACCGCAACCUAAAGAUUUACGACCUCACGAAAUCUUGCUCAAAAUUGCCGUGCCAGGCCUAUGCCACUCCGACCUCGAAUACCUAGCAGGCCACAUGCCAACCAAACUCCCCGUGACAGGCUCCCACGAAGGUACGGGGACAGUAAUCGCCACCGGUAGCGACAUGAGCUCGCACUUCAAGCCCGGCGACCGUGUCCUAGCAGGCAAGACGUUCGGCCGCUGUGGCGAAUGCGAGAUCUGCCAGGGACCGGAGAAUUAUCGACACUAUUGUCGGAAGCGCGACAGUAUGAUGAGUGUAGAGCGGGAUGGUGCCUUUCAGCAAUAUCUGGUUGUGGAUGGGAGGGAGUCGACGAUUUUGCCGGAGAAGAUGAGUUUUGCUACUGCGGCGCCGUUGGCUUGUGCUGGAAUGACGAGUUGGAGGGCGAUAUUGCAGUGUCAGCUGAAGCCGGGUGCGUGGAUCGGUAUUGUUGGGUCUGGGGGUGGGUUGGGUCAUCUUGCUGUCCAGAUGGCGAAGAAAGCUAAAGGCUUGAACGUCGUCGGCAUCGAUGCCCGAGACAGCGGCUUGGAGCUCACACGUGAGUCUGGUGCUGAUCUCGUCCUCGACGCACGGAAAGGCGUCCCAGCCAUGGUCGAAGAAGUGCAAAAGGCUACGGGCUCCACUGGCGUCCACGCAUCGAUAGUAGUGUCUGAUCACAUCACUGCAGCUCCUGCAGCUUGCGCCAUCACAGCUUUUCACGGUCGGGUAGUGCAAGUAGCUGUGCAGGACAAAGUCACGAUUUCAGGAACCAUGGACCUUAUCUUCAAGGAUCUCAGGCUUAGUGGAAGCUUUAUGGCGAGUCAGAAGGAGACGGAGGAGAUGUUAUAUGCUGUUGUCGAGCAGGGCAUCAAGGUGGAGAAUAAUAUCUUCACUGGACUUGAUGAGGUGCCGAAGGCUGUUGAGAUGUUGAAGAAAGGAGAGUAUCGUGGUAAGGCAUGCUUCAUUGUGGAUGAGGACGCCGUUGGGCUGAGGCCGGGUGACGGAUACGUCUAA
Molecule: messenger RNA, 1125 nt
Organism: Recurvomyces mirabilis
Lineage: Eukaryota; Fungi; Ascomycota; Dothideomycetes; Mycosphaerellales; Teratosphaeriaceae
Exons: 2
Coding region: 1-1125 (374 amino acids)
Cellular component (GO): cytoplasm
Molecular function (GO): alcohol dehydrogenase (NAD+) activity
Source: RefSeq, a predicted model, not a curated record